Messenger RNA from Sorghum bicolor (sorghum), 1836 nucleotides. Its product is annotated as protein STRICTOSIDINE SYNTHASE-LIKE 10. Lineage: Eukaryota; Viridiplantae; Streptophyta; Magnoliopsida; Poales; Poaceae. The transcript is spliced from 2 exons. Bases 495 to 1673 code for a protein of 392 amino acids. Gene Ontology annotation, biological process: biosynthetic process. Gene Ontology annotation, molecular function: strictosidine synthase activity. The record is from RefSeq and is a predicted model, not a curated record.
GAUCGGAGACUGGCGGUUGCAACGGCGAGACAACAACGACAAGAUAACAUGUACGACCAACGUACGUACGCCCGUCCGACGGGACACCCGGCCGGCCCGCCGGCAGAAUUCCCUCGCUCCGAUGAUCUCCCGGCCUCCCCACAUCAUCGUGGAUAGGGCAGCAGGCACGCGCGUUUACACUCCCAUCCACACCAAGCUAGCCGCCACGACGCCCAUCCAUCCAUAUGCUUCUCCGCUAGUACUAGUAUAUACUCCGUACUAGCCUGAGGGAGUCCCGCACUGGGCAUCUCACACUCGAUCUCCACUCUCAGCUUGGCACCUGCUUCGUUCAACUGGUCAAGGACAGCCGCCUGCAUGCACGGGUAGUGGUAGCUCACCUAGAAGCAACCAGGAUCCGCAGCCAGCGGCCCAGAGCGCGACGAGCUUUACUCCGCUAGCUGCUCCCCCCUCCCUCCUCUGCCUCUUCCUCUUCCUCUCGGAGAUCGAUACGUACGAUGCGCGCCCGCGGGGAGGUGGCGCUGGCCGCGCUGCUGCUGGCGGUGGCGGCUGCGGCGGCGGCGCUCCUGCCGUCGUCGUCGCUGGACUCGCGCAGCGACGUCAGGAUACUGGAGAUCGGCGACGGCGACGACGUACUCCAGCUGCUGCCGCUGCUGGACGGCGCCGUGGGGCCCGAGAGCCUCGUGUUCGCCGACGAUGACGGCGGCGGCCCGUUCACGGGCGUGUCGGACGGCCGUGUCCUCAGGUGGGUGCCCGCCGACCGCCGGUGGGCCGAGCACUCCUCCUCCUCCGCGCCCGAGGACCUGCUGGACAGCUGCAGAGGCUCCCAGGACCCGGGCCGUGAGCACGAGUGCGGCCGCCCACUGGGCCUCAAGUUCAACCACGCCACCGGGGAGCUCUACGUGGCGGACGCCUACCACGGCCUCCGCGUCGUCUCGCCGGACGACGGCAAGGUGUCGAGGCCGGUGGCGCCGCAGUGGUGGCGGCAGGGCACCGGCCGCCCCUUCAGCUUCGCCAACGGCGUCGAGCUCGACCCGGAAACCGGCGCCGUCUACUUCACCGAGACGAGCACGAGGUUCCAGCGGAGGGAGUUCCUGAGCAUCGUCAUCUCCGGCGACACCACGGGGAGGCUGCUGCGGUACGACCCGAAGAGCGGGGAGGUGGAGGUGCUGGUCGACGGCCUGGCGUUCCCCAACGGCCUCGCGAUGAGCAGGGACGGCACGCACCUGCUCCUCGCGGAGACCACCACGGGGAGGAUCCUCCGGUACUGGCUCCGGCCGCCGGCGGCGAAGGCGGCGGGGGCGAUGGAAGAGGUGGCGCGGCUGCCGUGGUUCCCGGACAACAUCAGGAUGAGCCCCCGGGGAGGCUUCUGGGUGGGGAUCCACGCCAAGAGGGGCAAGAUCGCCGAGUGGUGCAUCUCCUACCCGUGGCUCCGGCGGGUGGUGCUGUCGCUGCCGCCGCGCCAUGUCCAGCGCGCCUCGUGGCUGCUCAACCGCCUUGGGCGGCAGGUGAUCGCGGUGAGGUUGAGUGAGGAGGACGGGAAGGUGAUGGAGAUGAUCAGCGUUCAUGGGGAUCUUCAGAAGGUGUUCAGGUCGGUCAGUGAAGUGGAGGAGAGGAAUGGCAGCCUCUGGAUUGGCUCUGUCAUGUCGCCGUUUCUUGGAGUGUACAAGUUGUAGUAGAAGCAUUUUAUAUACAUGGUGUUAUACGCUUAAAUAUGGAUUGGGUAUAUGUUACUAGUAGUUUAUUAUUAUAGUAAAGGAAAACAUGCAUACAUACAUACAUCAUAUAUUCGUGUAUAGAUGCUACUAGUAAUUUCUUGUACCAAAAUAGAGCUGUUCA